Molecule: messenger RNA, 3577 nt
Organism: Phalacrocorax carbo (great cormorant)
Lineage: Eukaryota; Metazoa; Chordata; Aves; Suliformes; Phalacrocoracidae
Source: RefSeq, a predicted model, not a curated record
GCCGCCUCCCGCCCCCUUCCCCAAAUCCCCGCCGCCGCCCCCCCGGCCCGAGGCGGCGGGGCGGGCGGCGGGGCGGGGGCGGCGCGGGGCGGCCGGUGGUGCGGCGGCCGCGGCUGGUUGCGGGGCGCAGAGCGUACCAUCUGCGGCGCCCCCCCCCGCGCACUGCGGAGAAUCUGUGCACGGCAAUAGCGGCCAGAUAAUAACAAUAUUAUUAGAGCCUGGAACCGAUAUAUUAUAGACACAUAAAAAAAACCCCACCAUGUCGGUUGCCUUUGCUUCUGCUCGCCCAAGAGGCAAAGGGGAGGUCACCCAGCAAACUAUCCAGAAGAUGCUAGAUGAAAAUCACCACCUAAUACAAUGUAUUAUGGAUUAUCAGAGCAAGGGGAAAACUGCAGAAUGUACUCAAUACCAACAAAUCUUGCACAGAAACCUGGUUUACUUGGCAACAAUAGCAGAUUCUAACCAGAAUAUGCAGUCCUUGCUUCCUGCCCCACCAACGCAAAACAUAAACUUGGGCCCAGGAGGAAUGACUCAGAGUGCAUCCAGCCAAUCUCUCCAUUCACAGAGCAAUCUCAGCGAUGCAAUUGGGACGGGCCUUCCUCCUUCCUCCCUCAUGCAGAGUCAGAUUAGCAAUGGUCCUAAUCACGUGUCUAUGCAGCAGUCAGGCCAGAACACUAUGCCCACGACCUCUCUGAGUAUGACUGUCAGCAGUCAUGGAACUGGGCCUGGUUAUAGCCAUACAGUGCCUGCAUCUCAGAAUGUGCCAAUGCAAGGCCAGGGGUCAAUAGGCAAUUAUGUCUCUCGAACAAACAUCAACAUGCAGUCUAAUCCAGUCUCCAUGAUGCACCAGCAAGCAGCAACGUCGCAUUACAACUCGGCGCAAGGAGGGAGCCAGCAUUACCAGGGGCAGUCCUCCAUUGCCAUGAUGAGUCAGAGCAACCAAGGCAACAGCAUGAUGGGUCAGCGACCAAUGGGCCCCUACAGAGCUUCACAGCAAGGUUCCUCGCAGCAGUACAUGGGUCAGGAAGAAUAUUACAGUGAACAGUACAGUCAUGGACAAGGCUCAUCAGAGCCUAUGAAUCAGCAAUAUUAUCCAGACGGACAUGGUGAUUACGCCUAUCAGCAGUCAUCCUACACUGAGCAGAGCUAUGACAGGUCAUUUGAUGACUCUACACAACACUAUUAUGAAGGAGGAAAUUCUCAGUACAGCCAGCAGCAGGCAGGAUACCAGCAGGGAGCUGCACAACAGCAAACAUAUUCCCAGCAGCAAUACCCAAAUCAACAAAGUUACCCAGGACAGCAGCAAGGAUACGGUCCUGCGCAAGGAGCCUCGUCACAGUACUCCAGCUACCAACAGGGGCAGGGGCAGCAAUAUGGAAGUUACAGAGCUUCUCAGACAGGCCCAUCUGCUCAGCAACAGAGGCCUUACGGCUACGAGCAGGGACAAUAUGGAAAUUACCAGCAAUAAAAGAAUACGAUCCUGUGUCCAAUUCAUUUCAAUAGUAUCUCCAUCUUUUGAACUGGAUGUACAGGCAGUUUUGAUUAAUUGUAAUAUGUUGGUUACCCCUUAGCACAAAGCAGCGUCUGUAUGUGAACAGUGUUCAUUUCAUGCUGGAUAUGAAGCAGUGCACUACUGGUAACAAGACAAUGCUUUAAUGGUUUGAUAUUUGGUGCUGUGUAUAGUACUGUAUGUUGAUACAAUGCAGAAGUUUUUCAUUUAUCCCCUCCCCAUUCUUGAUGUUUCUAAAUAGCUUUAGGAUCAUUUGAUCACAGUUGUGCCCCGUUCUGGAAAACAGCCAGGUUAUCCUGCAGUCUGGCUCAAUACCAAGCCAUGCAGUCAUAUCUCAGUCCAGGGAGGUCCCUGUGGUAGGUUACUGAUCUUUUUUUAACUGAAUGCAUUGAAGAUUACCUGCCAGCUUCUGAAAUCCAUGGCUGUUAACUGUACUUAAGAAUAAGGGGAUGGAUACAUUCCUUAUGUGAAGACAGUUCUAUGCUGUAUGAUAAAAAUAAAAUUAACUGCAACUUCUGCAAUACCUACCAGGGCUAACUACCCAAGCCUUAGAAUUCAAUAAUCUGCAUAAGCCCACGUUUCCGUUGUAAAAGGUACAGAAAGAGGUUCAAAACCCAUAUUCAAGGAAAUGUUAAUCACUAGAGGCACUUUUUAUACAUCCACGUGAACUAAGGUAUUUCUAUUGUGGAAAGAAAAAUAGAAGGGAGCUCUGAGAUCUGCAGUGUCAGCCUACUAGACGUCAAUAUUGCUUCAUGUUGUGCUCAGCUGAGAAAAACAUCUGGCAAAACUUCAGUCUUAAAUAUGCUACUCCAAAUUUUGUAACUUGAAUAUAUAUUUUCAUGCCAAAUUUUGCAAGCAGGUAGCUGGCAUCCUUCUUUAUUUCUGAUUCUUCCAUUGCCCUUGCUUAGAUUUUCCAGCAAGCAUUAUAACCAUUGUCAAAUCUUUUGGUCGACUGUUCUUACAACUCAUCACUUUUAUUUUUCUCUUGUAGCUUGACAGAAAUAGUUCAGAAGAAAAAAAAAAUCCAUCUUUAAUGCAGAUAAGCUACUAAAUUCAGCUUUGUGAAACAAUAUUAUGCAUAUAGAGAGGGGAACUAUUAAUGGGGUCAGCCAGUGAGAGAAUACCUAUAGAGGGAGAAUUUAGAAAUAAAAUCUAGUGGUAUGUAAAAGCCAGUAUGAACAAUGUAAGUCACUUCUAUUCAGUUUUAUAUGUUCCUAUAAAGUGUUGAAAAAACACACUUUUAUAAGUGCUGAACAAAAUACCAUGUCCAAACUUCUCUGAGGCAAAAGGCUAGGCUGACUAUACUCCAUGAGCAUUUUUUAAUAUGAGAUUAAUUGCAAAUUUACAGUAUAAACACACCCUCUGUAGGAUUUUCUCCUUUUCUUUGUCUGAACUUGUGUAUUUAUGGGAUUUCAAGUUCUAGUACCUUGUAUUUUCAAAAACCAAGACCACAAGGAAAAUAAAACGUCUCUCCAUUCAUUACCUGUUUUUUUUUCCUGUAGAGGAAAGUCUUUAACUGGACAGCUGAAGAGUUUACGAAGUUGUCCAAGCACUGCCCUUCCUACAGUAAUAAUUUUAAUUACUGAUAAAAUAGAAGACUUUUUUCAGUCAGUCCGCAUUUCUCUCAUCUUUCCUGCUGGUGUUUUCACACAAAUAAGUACUCUCGAAUAGCAAGGAACAGAAAAGAAGUAAGAUUGUUUUCUUUACAAUAUAUUAAUAUUACAGGUAGCCAGAAGAAUGCAAUAUUGCUCUUUGCCAGCUUGGAAAUAUGCCUUUUGUGUGGUUUUUGAAAGUGCUGAAAUACUUCUGGGAGAAUUUGAACAACACUUAAAAUGAAACAGCAACAUUACAUCAAUCUGAAAUGUCUUACAUUAAGAACUUCUUGAAUGUUGUGUAUAUAAUGUAUUUGAAAGAGCACUUUGGAAAUAGUUUGUACAUUUAUUUCCUAAUUUAUACAUGAUUUUUGGUGUUAAUAUUUCUAACUGUUAAUAACAAAAUGUUUAUUUAAUGUGUUGUCCAUUUUUAUGUAUUAAUGUGGAAACAAAGUGAUGCCAGCAUUUUGACUUA